CAGCUGCCAUUUUGGUCCUUUGAGCAGUCCGCUCCUUCCGAGAGCGGAACCAUCCAGCGGAACCCGGACGCAUCCCGAGUCAACACUUCCUGUGUUUUUUUAUUUUUCAAAACCAGGAAGAUGGAUUUGCUGUCGACCAAAUGGGUUAUUAAUUUUGUACUUUGUUGUUUUUUCAUGGGUGUCAGCUGUAAUUCAGUGGAACAGAAGAUCUAUGUGGAGCUCAACAAUAUGGUUCCAUGUGUCCGCCUGCUCAACGCAACACAUCAAAUAGGUUGCCAGUCCUCUAUAUCAGGUGAUGUGGGUGUGAUCCAUGUGUUAGAGUCUGAGGCAAACCUGGAAUGGGUCCUGAGCACUGGGCCUAAUCCUCCUUACAUGGUUAUAUUGGAGUCCGCACUCUUCACCAGAUCCAUCAUGAUGAAGCUGAAGAAUGGCACCGGCAGGGUGGCGGGGGCUGCCGUUGUGGUCUCUAAAACAAACCCUGCCGAGGGCUUCUCUCCACACACCAAGUGUCCCAAUGAGAAUACAGGUGUUUAUUCAGAGAGUUAUGAUCCAACCAUGGCGCACUGUAAUGUGACGGUGUGGAACCCUCUGGGGAACGGCCUGUCCUACGAGGAGUUUGACUUCCCCAUCUUCUCCCUGAAUGACGACAACGACACUGAGGCCAUACGACAGUGCUACUUGGGCUAUAACCUUGGUGUGAACGGCAGCACUCCCGAGUACCCGCUGUGUGCCAUGCAGCUCUUCUCCCAUAUGCACGCUGUCACAGACACGGCCACCUGCAUGAGGAGAAAUGACAUCAACUUCAGCAUCAAUCCAGAAAUGGUGUGUGACCCGCUGGGGGACUAUAAUGUUUGGGGCUCUACCAAGCCUCUGAACAACACAGCCAAGGGCCACAAGGAGGGCGAGAGCAUGGUCAUAGCAGCGACCAGGCUGGACAGCAGGUCGUUUUUCUGGGACGUUGCCCCGGGAGCGGAGAGUGCAGUCUCAGGGUUUGUCACCCUGCUGGCAGCUGCCCAUGCCCUACAUAACGUCACCCAGGAGGCUCACCCUCCACGCACCAUCCUCUACACUUUCUUCCAAGGGGAAGCCUUUGACUACAUCGGCAGCUCGAGGAUGGUGUACGAGAUGGACCACAAGCAGUUUGCCAUCGACCUGGACAAUGUUCACUCGGUUGUGGAGAUUGGACAGGUGGGGCUGCGCUCUAGCUCUGAGCUCUGGGUCCACUCUGACCCUGUGUCCAGGAGGAACAACAGCAUCAACGCCGAGGUGAGCUCGCUCAUAGACACCCUGAAGUCGGCCGCCAUGAAUCUGAACGUGACGAUGUCCGUGCCCAGCUUCUCUCAGCCGCUCCCGCCUUCUUCCUUCCAACGUUUCCUGCGAGCUCGGCCAAUCCCUGGCGUCGUUAUUGCAGACCACCAGUCUGCUUUCAGCAAUAGGUACUAUGAGAGCAUAUAUGACAAGGCAGCAAACCUAAACCUAACCUACCCAGCGAACCUGACAGAGGACGAGCAGCUGGAGUUUGUCACAGAGACGGCUAACGCUCUGGCUGACUUGGCGACCGUGGUGGCUCGUGCUCUGUACAAGCAGGCGGGGGGAGCAGACGCCCAGCUGAUCAACAUUAAGGCAGAACCUAAAAUCGUAACCCAGAUGCUGUAUGGUUUCCUUGUUCGGUCAAAUAACACCUGGUUCCAGGCACUAGUACCUCCAGAAUUCAAGAACUUUCUGAAACCCACACCACCAGACUACUAUGUAGGUGUGUCUCAGACGCCCAGCCACGCCAGGACGCCCACACGUCUGGUCCAGUACCUGCUGGCUAACCUGACAGGCACGACCAUCAACAUCACCAAGGAGAACUGCCAUAGCCAGAAAGAGAAUGAGCAGGACACAGAGAGCAAACAUCUGUACUCCUACGUGUGGGUGCAGGGCGUCGCGUCUCCCAACAGCACGGAGCGGCAGGGCUUCUGCGUCCGCUCCUCGGUUCGCCUCUCCAAAGCGGUGUCUCCUGCCUUCGACCUGCUGCAGGAGUACAGCUCCAAAGACUACUCCACGUGGACGGAGUCGCGGUGGAAGUUCAUCAAAGCUCGUAUAUUCCUAGUGGCCAGUCAUGACCUGGAGAUGCUGACUCUGGGCGUCGGGGUCGGCAUACUGCUGAGCUCCCUGCUGCUGACGUACAUCAUCAGCUCCAAGGCCGACAUACUCUUCAGCUCGGGAAGGGAACCUGCCAACGCCACCUACUGAGUCAGCUCAGCCUCGGAGCGGACGCAAACCCACGACCACUACCACUACUACUUCUACUGCUACUACUACUACUGCUACCGCUCUCCCAACCAAACACGGACAGGGCCUUUUUU
Messenger RNA from Myripristis murdjan (pinecone soldierfish), 2351 nucleotides. RefSeq names its product nicastrin (gene ncstn). The transcript has 17 exons. Gene Ontology annotation, biological process: Notch receptor processing; protein processing. The record is from RefSeq and is a predicted model, not a curated record. Lineage: Eukaryota; Metazoa; Chordata; Actinopteri; Holocentriformes; Holocentridae. Bases 121 to 2238 code for a protein of 705 amino acids. Gene Ontology annotation, cellular component: plasma membrane.